AUGGUUGAUUUAGCCGGCAAGCCUUCCGUUGCAUCUGGCCAAGAAUCCUUCAGUUGCCAUGUGUGCCGUGCUAUCGUCGACAGUUUCGAAGGACUCAAUGACAACGAUCUUGAGCCGUGCCUUGGGGAUGUCAAAUCUAUUCGUGCAGCACCUUGCCCCCACCAUGCAGGCUUGCUCAAGGAUGAGCUAUGGAGGCUUGGUCCAGUUGAAGACUGCGACUCUGGAUUACUCGGCUUGAUCCGAGGGCGCCGAUCAAAAACAAUAUUCUUGACCUUGGACGGUGAAGAGCACCAAGAUAGCCAGGAUGAGUCUGGUGAAGACGAUGGAGACGGUGGUUCGGAUGAUGAAGAGUCAAGUGGCGACGAUGAUGAUUCCGAUACUUAUAAUUCUACAGACCAACUUGCCUUGGUUCAUCGACAGGAUAUCCCGGAUCAUCAAGGCAAGGCGAAGCUUGUUGACAGCGAAUGGUUAGAUGUGAAUACCGUCCGUGGUUGGAUUGAGACGUGUGAAAGAGAUCACCCGAACUGUAGAGACUCAGGGCUUUGGCCUAGUGAGGACUCUAUACGACCUAAUUAUCUCAUUGAUGUCAUUGAUCGUCGGCUCGUUCUCGGAGAUCACGCAACGGGUGACUACGUCGCGUUGAGCUAUAUCUGGGGCCAGGCAAAGACGCUCCGCACAAUGGCUGGCACUCUUGGCCAGCUCUUGGAGUCAGGAGCUUUUCGAAAUGAGGAAUUUGGAAAGCAGAUACCAAAGACUGUGAAGGAUGCAAUGGGUAUCGUGAGUUGUCUUGGUAUGAGAUACCUCUGGGUUGAUGCACUGUGCAUUGUUCAGGACGACCGCGAGCAGCUUGGUCUGGAGCUUGGCCGGAUGCCAGGCAUUUAUGCCUCUGCGUCCUUCACUAUCGUCGCCGCAAAUGGCGCGGACGCCAGUCACGGUCUCCCGGGAUUCAAGGGUACAUCUUCCCCACGAAGCCUUCACCAAGUGACUGUGAAGCUGGCCGGGUCAGAAAUGCUCGUCGUCACACCACCAAUCCCUCGAUCGAGCGGAUCAGCGGCAUAUCGCAAAUUGCAGAUUCCCUACCACCAACGAGCUUGGACGUUUCAAGAGUAUCAGUUCGCCUCGCGGAAACUCACCUUCCAAGGAAACACUGCCUUUUGGCGAUGCUCUCAGGCAGAGUGGUGGGAAGAUCUUCACCAGGCGCCCGGGAUGGAUACACCAGAAGUCCAAGAAUCUGAGGGCAUAUUGAAGAUCAGAGCCCCGGUGCUUUCCUUCUUGUCCCAUAUGAUUCUGGAGUUCAAUCAGAAAUCACUGUCAUUCCCUGAAGAUGCCGCCUCUGCUUUCACUGGGCUACAGAAUGUCCUCGGCAGUCGGGUGUUCCCAGGUGGACUUUUAUACGGGCUUCCAAUCUGCUUCCUUGAGAUAGCUCUUCUGUGGUGUCCUAGGAGUGAUAUACAUCGACGUGUUCCUACAAAGAAGCAAGAGUCAGAUGAAGCAAUCCCAAAGAGUCUCCCGUCGUGGUCUUGGCUUGGCUGGCAUGGCAAUGUGGCAUUCCCGGACGACUGCGAGUUUGCUGCAUACAGCGGUGGUAGUUUUGAAGAGAGAGAGGGAUUCGUAUCUCCAGUUACAGAGUGGUGCACAGUUACAUCACCAUCGUCUGGAUGUUCAGACAAGCAGGCACUUGUACCAGGAUGGUCUGUAUGGAGAAAGGAGGCGCAAAAGGGGGAUAGCCUCGCGCCUGAAGGAUGGGAACGACAAGAUUUCGAGGAGGGUCAAUUGGAGCCAGGGGACAAAGGAGGUCUUCCUAGAUAUACUCCCCAGUUCUCCUUCGAAAUUGAAUCUUUUGCAGCGGCGUCUCGACAAAGCAGCCUUGUCCCUAGGUUGCUUCAUUGGUAUCCCAUCCCCGUCUCCAGUGGCAAGUCGGGCGAAGCUACCGUCCACCAGUCAGCAUAUAUUUCUUGCCGUACCGAGCGAGCGUUCCUGUAUGGUGGCUCUAGGAUGGGUGCUCUGGAGCCUCCUAGAUUGCAGUUACUGGAUGAAAAGGGGGGACUUGCCGGAUACCUGCAACUGCACAACGAGGGUGAGCUUGAGCAAUUCCAGACUACAGAAACACCUGGAAAGCGUGUUGAGCUGGUAUCCAUCGCCAAAGGCUACACAGGGAGACUGAGCGGUGGUCACAAGGUGCCGGAGGUAGAGGGAGAUGGAAGUUUACGGUUUCGAGACUGCCUGUUCGUGCUUUGGGUCGAAUGGAAUGAUGGCGUCGCAUUUCGAAGAGGAUCUGGUGUCGUCACUCUUGAAGGCUGGAACGAGACAUGUGGAAAGGAUUUUUGUGACUUGGUGCUUGGCUAA
Clonostachys solani is the source of this 2346-nucleotide messenger RNA. The record is from the annotation of a GenBank genome assembly. Lineage: Eukaryota; Fungi; Ascomycota; Sordariomycetes; Hypocreales; Bionectriaceae.